CCUGCUCCUCAUGGUCACUGCUGGGCAUCGGGGACACUGACACUGUCUCAACCCUGGCUUUAGGAGCAAGGCUGGGCGCUGUUCUUCGCACUCCCCUGGAUGUGCUGAGCACCUGCUGGCAUGAAGUUUUUCCUCCAAUAUGUGGGCUUCUUCUUUGCUUUUUUCUCUGCUGCAUUUUUGAUAAUAUCUACCUGGACAGACUGCUGGAUGGUGAAUGCUGAUGACUCCCUGGAGGUGAGUACAAAAUGCCGUGGCCUGUGGUGGGAAUGUGUCACAAACGUUUUUGAUGGGAUCCAGACUUGUGAUGAGUACGACUCCAUCUACGCCGAGCAUUCCGUGAAACUGGUGCUGACCCGAGCCAUGAUGAUAACAGCAGACCUCCUGUCAGGAUUUGGAUUUCUCUUCCUGGUCCUGGGACUGGAUUGUGUGAAAUUCCUUCCCGAUGAGCCGCUCAUCAAGCUGCGCAUCUGCCUGGUGUCUGGGGUUAUGCUGCUCCUUGCAGGUCUCCCUGGCAUCACGGGCUCCGUGUGGUACGCCGUGGAUGUCUACGUGGAGCGCUCCUCUCUGCUCUUCCACAACGUGUUCCUGGGCAUCCAGUACAAGUUUGGUUGGUCCUGCUGGCUUGGCAUGGCAGGGUCACUCGGCUGCUUCUUGUCUGGGUCUCUGCUCACCUGCUGCAUGUAUCUCUUCAGAGAGACCAGUUCUGGAAGAUUCCAUUCUGCCUACUCCUUGAGGAAAGGCUAUUCCUCAGCUGCGACCGUCGUAACAAAUGUGCAUUUGCCAUCCUCACAAACAGCCACCUCCAAAAUGUAUGCGGUGGACACAAGGGUGUGAGGAGGAGCAUUUGUCUCAACGCUAUUGGUGGAAAUGAGAUAAAUCAGCCAUUCCUGAAUCAGACUGCAGUGUUCUGCAUGAAGACCCCCAGACUGCAAGAUGGAUCUGUUCCAUGGCUGGCAAUGUGUCAACAGAGUGUGCAAAGGAGAAAAUCCUGGCCAAGGGAGGGACUGACUGCCUGACCAACAUCUGGACCCUGUGCACUCAGUAGGGGGGUCUGCCCCUCUUACAGGCACCUGGGGAGUUUUCAAGAGACAAGAGCAGUGUUAAAUGUGUGACCCUCUCUUUGGUCUGUGAGUCUGCACUGAGAAAUGAUUGUAAAUGCAGGUGCAUUCUUCCCUGAAAAAUACAGUCCUUCUCAGUCAGUGUUAAAGGGUAUACUACUAAACUCAGUGAAAUCUGGAAAUUGCCAGCUCAUUCUGCUUAAUAAAAACAUUGCUUG
Messenger RNA from Passer montanus (Eurasian tree sparrow), 1276 nucleotides. It is a transcript of the gene CLDN16, whose product is annotated as claudin 16. NCBI's taxonomy places the organism in Eukaryota, Metazoa, Chordata, Aves, Passeriformes, Passeridae. Bases 121 to 834 code for a protein of 237 amino acids. Gene Ontology annotation, cellular component: bicellular tight junction; plasma membrane. The record is from RefSeq and is a predicted model, not a curated record. Gene Ontology annotation, molecular function: structural molecule activity. The transcript is spliced from 6 exons. Gene Ontology annotation, biological process: cell adhesion; bicellular tight junction assembly.